This is a messenger RNA of Lytechinus pictus (painted urchin), 6459 nucleotides long. Its product is annotated as fibropellin-1-like. The coding region runs from base 19 to 4128 and encodes 1369 amino acids. NCBI's taxonomy places the organism in Eukaryota, Metazoa, Echinodermata, Echinoidea, Temnopleuroida, Toxopneustidae. The record is from RefSeq and is a predicted model, not a curated record. Gene Ontology annotation, molecular function: calcium ion binding. The transcript is spliced from 6 exons.
GAUUAUGUGCCAACGUCCAUGUUUAUCGAGACAACGCCGUCCACUUCUUCACCGUCAGAGAAGUUGGCAAAAUUGGCGGGAAGGCGAGGGGGAAGAAAUUGGCCGCCUGUUCCAUCGUCUGCUCACGGCACCGCGCCCUGUCCACCGGGAAGGGAGUGCAGAGAGAAGAAUCAUCUCACCAGCGAAGAGAGACCUUAUCCCCUGGCCGGACCUCUCCCGACCGAAACCGAUGGUCGUAAUCUCAUCAGGUCGAAUCAUGACGAUUUGGAGGAAGCAGACAGACUAUCGAUGUCCUAUGGCGGACCCUGUGGGAGCCAACCGUGUCGAAAUGGAGGAACCUGUCUGAAUCUACCUCGGCUCGUUGGUUACAGUUGUUUGUGCACAGACGAUUGGACAGGGCGUACCUGUUCUGACAGAGUCAGCAACUGUGAAAGCAACCCUUGCAGACAUGGUGGUUCCUGUGUGUCUACCAAUUACGGAUACAGGUGUCUCUGCAGAUCUGGCUACAGUGGGAUCAACUGCGAGAGGGGUCAUCGAUGGUGUGACAGUGAACCUUGCCUGAACAGCGCCAUGUGCAUCGAUGGUUUGAAUGGCUACACCUGUAUAUGUCCAAUCGGGUUUCGUGGGACGCGAUGUCAGAUCAACGUUGACGAAUGCGCCAUGUAUCCGCCGAAGUGUAACAACGGCGGGACUUGCGUCGACCUUGUGGCGGAUUACGCCUGCAUAUGCGCAGACGGGUUCUUCGGAAAAUCUUGUGAGCACGACGUUGAUGACUGCAGAAGCAAUCCAUGUGGGAUCGGAGGACUGUGCCUUGAUAGACCUAGGGGAUAUGAAUGUGUCUGUCCUCAGGGUUACACAGGGGCUAACUGCGAGAGAUUGGAUGUUUAUCCUUGCAAUAGUUCUCCGUGCUAUAAUAAAGGAAAGUGCAUAGAUCAUGGCCACAACAAUUUUACUUGUAAGUGCAAAGGUGGCUACGAAGGGGCGUUCUGUGAGACAGAAAUCAAUGAAUGCCUUAAAGGUUCCAAGAAACAGAAGUGCAAGAAUGGUGGUACAUGUAUAGAUCUGAUAGAUGACUUCGAAUGUGUUUGUUUGCCAGGGUAUUCGGGGAAACGUUGUCACAAGAAACUGAAACCUUGCCAAUCUGCUCCAUGUCAGUUUGGAACUUGCCAAGAGGACACCAACGGGGACAGUUACGUUUGUGAUUGCUUUCCUGGUUUUUCAGGUAAGAAUUGUGAGCUUCGUGUCGAUCACUGCGACAGCCAACCUUGCAUGAAUAAUGCAAGAUGCUUGAGCACAAUGGAAGGCUUCUUCUGUUCAUGCCCUCUUGGAUUCACCGGAAGGCACUGUGAGAACACCAUGAACUUCUGCACACCCGACCCCUGUCAUAAUGGCGCCAUAUGCUUAAACACUGGUCUGGAUUUUGUUUGCCACUGUCCAAAGGGCUACACUGGGAAAACUUGCAACUUGGAGGUGCGUGAGUGCCUCUCAGGGCCAUGUAAGAAUGGCGGAGAAUGCGUUGACCUGAUAGGGGCAUACACGUGUAAUUGCCCUGUAGGCUAUACGGGCAUGCAGUGCGAGAUAACGGUGGACGAAUGUGAAACGAAUCCUUGCUUGAACGACGGUGUGUGCAUCGACGGGAUUGGAACAUUCUAUUGUGCCUGUACCUCAGGGUAUCAUGGAAUCAUCUGCGAGCAUAACAUCGAUGAGUGCUGGGCAGGACCUUGUCAAAAUAAUGGCAUCUGUACUGACCUCAUCGACGACUUCCGGUGUGCCUGUGCUCCGGGAUACAUGGGUAAGACCUGUCACUUGAACAUCAAUGAAUGUGUAUCUGAACCAUGCCAACACGGAGGUUUAUGCAUUGAUAACAUUUCCAACUACAUCUGCGAAUGUCUUCCGGGUUACGUCGGCGUCAAUUGCGAAAUGAACGUCAACGAAUGUGAGAGCAGGCCUUGCUUGAACGGUGCUACCUGCGUUGACAACGUCAACACCUUUCAGUGCUUCUGCCGGGAUGGUUUCACAGGAUACAACUGCGAGAAUGAAAUCAACGAUUGCAUCGACGUCCAUUGCCAGAAUGGCGGGACAUGCAUUGACGGUGUCAAUUCUUUCCGGUGCGAGUGCAUGCCGGGAUUUGUUGGAGCGACCUGUGGGAGUGAGACGGAUGAAUGUGCCGGAAACCCCUGUCUGCAUGAUGGGUUUUGCAUGGAUAUGGUGAACGGUUACCGAUGUCUUUGUGAGGCAGGUUACACUGGGACGAAUUGUGAGGUCAACAUCGAUGACUGCAAUCCGAACCCGUGCGGAAACAACGGAACCUGUCUGGAUGGGAUCAGUAAUUAUAACUGCACCUGUAAACCAGGUUUCACUGGAGAAAGAUGCGAGUUCGACAUCGAUGAAUGUGCUAGCAUGCCUUGUCUUCACGGAGGAAAAUGCCAUGAUAUGAUCGACGGCUUCAUGUGCCAGUGUCCGACCGGUACAGAGGGUGCUGUCUGCGAACAACUAGUAAAUUCUUGUCUCUCCGAUCCUUGCCAACACGAUGGCGCAUGUAGCAGUUUGGGGAAUGGCCCCGAUUUCAUGUGUGCUUGCCCGGUAGGCUACGAAGGUCCCCGGUGUGAGACGGAAAUUAAUGAGUGUCUCAGCACACCUUGUCUUCACGGGGGAAGAUGUGUAGAUGCCAUCGGAAUGUACCAUUGUGUUUGCCCACCGGGACACGUUGGAGCGAACUGUGAAACCAACACAGAUGAAUGUGCUCAGAAUCCUUGCAGUCACCCUUUAGCAGUUUGCCAAGAUUUGGUUAACGAUUUCUUCUGCAUAUGCCCACGGGGAUUUCAAGGACGGCUUUGCGAGUACGACAUUGAUGAGUGCCUCUCAAGUCCCUGUGCAAAUAAUGGAACUUGCCUCGACGAAAUAGAUUAUUUCCGCUGUACUUGCCCUUCCGGCUUCACUGGUGAUAUUUGCGACGUCGAUAUCAACGAAUGUCUCAGUGCACCCUGUCAAAACGGUGCCUCAUGCGCAGAUUUCAUUGAUGGUUUCUUUUGCGAAUGCAGAGACGGGUUUUCGGGAUACCUUUGUGAGGAAAAUGUGGACGAAUGCGGCAGCUCACCAUGCUUGAAUGGUGGAACGUGUAUAGAUGAUGUGAACCUGUUCAUAUGCGUCUGUGACAUCGGGUAUGCAGGUGUCUUGUGCCAGGAAGACAUUGAUGAAUGUGUGUCAGAUCCAUGUCGCAAUGGUGCAACUUGCAUUGACCUUGUGGCAGGAUUCCUAUGCGAAUGUGCUGCAGGGUUUCAAGGAGACCAAUGCAAUGUCAACACUAACGAGUGCGCAAGCUCACCUUGUGGAGAGGGAGGAACUUGCCUUGAUUUAUUGAACACUUACAUGUGCUUGUGUCCAGAGAUGCGUAUGGGGAAAAACUGCAAUCAGUGGAUUGACGCCUGUUCAUCGAACCCCUGCAGUCAUGGGUCUACUUGCCUAUCAUACGAGGGAACCUUCUUCUGUGACUGUCCCCGGGGAUUCACUGGAAGAACUUGUUUUCAGAACAUCGACGAAUGCGCAUCGGACCCUUGCUACUAUGGGGACUGUAUCGAUGGCGUGGACUCAUUCAAGUGUCAUUGUGGAAUGGGUUUCACUGGAUCUUAUUGUGAACUCAAUAUCAAUGACUGUGCGAACAGCCCUUGCCUCAAUGGAGGGACGUGCGUUGAUCAGGUCAUGGGGUAUGUCUGCGUUUGUCCACUCGGGUAUACAGGUCCCGGGUGCAGGGACACCAAGCACCCUUGUGUAUCGGAUCCUUGUCAACAUGGAGGAACAUGCAUCGCAUCGGAUCUGAUCGUGGAUGACAACUUCUACUGCCACUGUCCGAUCGGUUGGACAGGAAAGCUUUGCGAACAAGAGGCAGACUUCUGCUCCUCUGAACCGUGUCUGAACUGUGGACGAUGUAUCAACCACGUCGAUGGAUUCAGUUGUGACUGCGGCGGUGGGUUUACUGGAGAGUACUGCGAGACCGCUAUCGAUCAUUGUGAGAGUGAACCCUGCUUACAUGGUGGGACGUGCCUCCGAGAAUUCAAUGGCUUUACCUGCGUGUGCAAACAAGGAUUCCAUGGGAAGUCAUGUCAGCAUACUACUCAGCCUCUGAGCUAGCGAUAGAGCAACAUUCAUCUCGCUCAACUUCCUUAUACCAAAGAUCAAAUAGGAUUCGAGCCAGUCGUUUUUGUGAGUUCGCCGACUUGCGAGCAGCGCCAUGAUCGUGUAUACAGACGCCUGACUGCUGAUAGCGGGAGCAAAACACUUGUGCUUGGCGUCUAAUCCAUAAGACUGUGUGCUGAUAUGUGCGCAUGACAUGAUAGGCGUGAAGUUAGGUGAUCAUCAAUCUGGUCACGUGGUAUCUUGAAGCUCAAUUACACGGUUCUGUUUGGUUCGAGUUUCCAAACUGUUAUAUCAAGAUCUUUACUUAUGAAGGUUAUUCAAAGAGGGUUACAUCGGAGAUCUUCCACUGGUGAAAGAAAAUAUGCUGCCGUCUUACAUCAUGGUUGGCAGUAGAUAUAAAAUUGGGUUAAAGUUGUUAGGAAUCGUUUAAUGGACCAAGCAUUAUUCAUUCACACUUAAUUCAUAUAUCAUACGUUUCCCAUUUGUUUAUACAUACCUGUAUAACAAAACAAUCUCUCCUACAUUAGGCCAAUCUCCUUUUUUUCAAAAAAAAAAUGUGCUAAUUUUAAUUCCAAAACGUCCUGAUUCCUUUUUGUGUAUUAUUUGUGAACUUUCUUGUCACAUGAUCGUUAAAGUUUAUUUUUUCAGGGCAUUGAAUAGCGCCAACUAUCGACUGAUGUUUAAUAAAUCAGAAUAUGUUUCUCCUCUAACUCCAUCGACGAUAAUUAUGUUCAUACGGCGUCCAAUUAAGUUCAAACUGAUACUACACUACGCGUAGUGUUUGAAAGUUGGAAAAGAUGGUCAUUAUUUUGCACAGAUCAUGAACUACCGUCAAAUUAUCAGAUGGAAUAAAUGUUUAUCUUUGAAGCGUUUCGGCCUGUAUGGUGCAUUAAUUUGCUUUCUUUAUCGCAGUUGAUAUGAGCCUACAACGAGGUUUUGUGACAAUGAACCAUAAAUACCAGCAACGUCGUCAAGGGCCUAAAUUCCCCAGCUCAAAUUAACCCCAUUUUUGAUCAAGGGAAUCAUUUAUAUCUAAUUUCGGUUGGAUAUGUUAUCGACCUGCUUGACUGAUAGGUUUUGUAUUUAUGUAAUAUUUAUUAUCUUGUACAUAUUGUUUUACAAUGGCAUUGAGCGAGCAAAUGUAUUCAAAAUAUGUAUUUUUCAGUGAUAGAAACUGUCUUUCAUGCUUUAACCGAAGUGGGUUUUUUACACAAUGUUAAACCAUUAAAAAGGUGUUUAUAGUACGAUGCUGCAUAAUCAUCAAAGAUAUUAAGUUUGGAAAUAGAAACAUGAUGGAUAGUAUUCCCAUAGCAUUGUUAACCUCGGUUAACAGAGACAACAUGUUUAUGGAGCCCCUGAUUGGUUUGGUCAUGAAAGUGUCAGAAAACAACUUUUUUAAACGACUUAAAAAUAAGGAGUAUUCCAUAAGUUCUAAUGUAUUAUUUGUUACAUAAUGUUUGUCAAUGGUAUUGACUUGGGUAUACGACGUAUCCAAAUAUGAAAACACCUUCCACUUCGCCUUUCCUUACACUUGGCGUAGAGGGGGCUAUUCAUCAAACAAUAAUCGGGGAACACGAAGUGCCUCCAGACAUUCUUGUUAAUGUUUUGAACUCUAUUUUUUUCACUCUAUAUUGAGCAUAAUAUCAUCAUUCUUAAUUUGCUUGAAUAUGGUAUUCCUUAAAUUCCAAAUUCGAAUCUAAAAAUAACAUUGAAAUUAAAUCGAAAAGUACACUCUUAACAUAGUUGGGCAAAUAAAAAUGCCCAACUUUUAACCAAACCUGGGCAACAUACGGUCUACACAACUAUUGGUCAAAAUUUGGCCAAAUCGUGUAAUAGAUUUGCUUAAUUGGAUAAUAAUUGCCCAAUAUACAUCAUAUAUGUAUAUGUAUAUAUAUUUUUUAAACCAACAUACAUUACCUAACACAGUGGCCAUUAUGUUGCCCAACAUUUUAAUGGAGUAGUAAUCAGUAAAGGAUAUUAAGUUAAAGGCUGAAUACAGCCUUCUUGGAAAUCAAACUAUUCGAUCAAAAUUUAAUUGUAAAACGAAUUGAGAAUUUCGGAGAAAUUAUGAUAAGUUGAAUAAUUUUCCUCGGUAGCUGAAGUCGAAUUUAACGUGAGGUCUGAGAUUAUCUUGUGACUCGCGUAUACCUUGUAUUGUUUUAUGUGUUUGUCUUUUAAAAUAGAGUACGUUUGUAAAUUUAUAUGUUUUGAUUCAGAGUGAUGUUUUUGUAUGAUAUUGUUGAUUAUUUUGUGUCUCUGUACAUUUUGUAAAGAAAACAUACUUUUUACUGUACCAAAAAUAAAACUGAUUUGACUACGGAAGAA